Molecule: messenger RNA, 1356 nt
Organism: Lachancea dasiensis
Lineage: Eukaryota; Fungi; Ascomycota; Saccharomycetes; Saccharomycetales; Saccharomycetaceae
Source: the annotation of a GenBank genome assembly
AUGGCUCCUUUUAGGCAAGAUAGCUAUUUCAUCAUAUAUCCAGGGUCGCAGUAUGCCUUGGUGCAGUUUGGUAUGAGAGAAGAAACCCUGUACCCACCACAAUUGAAAAUCCCAGUCGACGUAUAUCGCACAAGCGAGGGUAAGCUCACUACAAAGAAAGAAGGUAAUGAACACGUUAGCCCGUUAUGUGACGGUCGAAUUGUGGACUUGGAUGCAUUCCUCUUUUUCAUCAAGUUGGUGUACAGAUCAUACUUGGCGCAGCGUUCAAGGUUUGGAGCCAGUCCAGAGGUGUUUGACAUGGAACUAUCUAACAUCCCUAUGCUGCUCUUGAGCCAUUCUUCUUGGUCGCAUUUUCAAUUAGAGACCAUCACCCAGUUUGUUUUCGAGCAGCUGCAAAUUAACAACUUCAUGCUCUUACCCUCAAACCUGGCGUGCUCCUAUGCACUUGGAUCUCUACAAAAUUGCGUAGUUAUUGAUAUCCACGCCACUGGUACCGACGUUACGCCAAUUCUAGACUAUAUUCAAUUGACACAUCUGUCUGCGAAAUCAAAGUUCGGUGGGAAUUGCAUUGACGAAGCACUUUCGGGACUACUUCGACAGUGGACCCCUGAACAAAUUGAAGAUUUAAAGAAGUCUAGUGUUUUUGAAGUUUUGAGUGAGGAUGCAAAGAAAACUUCCACAUUGAAUUUUCAGAGUGAAGAAGACGAGGGCGCGUUGGACGUGGCUGCUCUAAUUACCAGCGAUCGUGAUACUCGAGAACUGCUAGAAGAGCGGGAAAAAAACCAGGCCUCUCAACAGUUGUCAAACAGCGAUCAAGAGACUAAUGUGUUCGCCGAGCGUAAUGGGAAGCAAGUCGUUGUGGGCAAGCAGAGAUUCAGAGGCUGCGAAAAACUGAUCGCCGAAAUAUCUAAGUGCGUCGGGAAUGUGCUGGCUCAAAUCGAUGACUUCCACAAAUUGAGGGCUAUCUGGGAAAAUAUCGUAAUUAUAGGAGGCACAUCGUCAAUAUCUGGUUUCAAGGAGGCUGUGGUACAGAAGCUUGUUGAGGACCAUUUGGUUGAGGAGCCCGCAUCCGAAAAAGCCACCAGGGAAGAGGAAUAUCAGGCGGCUAACAAGAAAAAGGCCAAGAUCGCUUUUCGGAGCACCGUUGACUACCUUCAAGUGCCAUCCGUGAUAAAACUAGCUAAAUAUCCAGAGUACUUUCCCGAAUGGAAAAAACAUGGAUAUAGCGAGCUGCCUUUCCUAGGGGCUGAGAUUGUCGCCAAGCAAGGGUUUGGUCAUACCAAUGAGAGCUUCUAUAUAACCAGAGAGAGAUACGACAAGAAGGGACCUUCAGCCAUGUGGGACGUGACAUUCUGA